Messenger RNA from Nerophis ophidion (straightnose pipefish), 4385 nucleotides. It is a transcript of the gene nlgn1, whose product is annotated as neuroligin 1. Gene Ontology annotation, cellular component: cell surface; postsynaptic specialization membrane; synapse. Gene Ontology annotation, molecular function: signaling receptor activity; neurexin family protein binding. Lineage: Eukaryota; Metazoa; Chordata; Actinopteri; Syngnathiformes; Syngnathidae. The record is from RefSeq and is a predicted model, not a curated record. The coding region runs from base 679 to 3270 and encodes 863 amino acids. The transcript has 11 exons. Gene Ontology annotation, biological process: modulation of chemical synaptic transmission; presynaptic membrane assembly; postsynaptic membrane assembly.
GGCUCGGAAUCCUUCAUCUUCAGCAUCAGCGCCAUUAUCAAGUAGGCGCUUGUGCGUCAAACGUGGACGUGGAUUAAGCAAGCGUGGAAUUCCUUUCAUUUGCUCCCUUCCUUCAUUGCAAAUCCACCAUUCGUGCUCUUUCUUCUUCCCUUUUUUUAUUUUUAUUUUUUAAAUUUUUUUUUCAGCGUUUCCUUGCUGCUAUGGACUGUACGUCGGACAAAAAGGGAUUUAUUCUAUUCCUAAGAGACGCAGCGGACGGAUGAAGAUCAGCGAGCAGCACAAUAUUCACAUGCAUGGUAAAUGUUGUCAUAGGUGCAGAAUAUUGUCUUGCAUCCCGGGUGCUGCCUUCUUUAGCGUCAUCGGGUCUCGCUAAAAAACAAGCACCAGUCCUACUCUUCAAUGCCACCUUCCAAAAGUAGAAAAAUGGAAAGCCUUUUCAUCGACCGGCUCGGUUAACUCUUGAGGAAUGACGAAGAAGGAUGUACCGUCAUUAUCGGAUUCCUGAGGAAUACUGAAUUGAUCGACGGGAUAUUGCAUUGACAAGAGCACGCCUGGGUGUAACAAGCUGACCUUUGAUCUUUGGAUUAGUCCUGCCGUCAUUGACUCCCGUUUUGAGUAAUUUCAUGUGAGGAUGUCACAGGUGAGUACGUACCAGGCUGAUUGAAUUGCGACAAACUAAUGAGCACAAACACGGCGAACAAGUUUGGAGUAAUGGCUCGGUGGGGGCAACAUCCAAGGACAGGCUGCCGACUACUCCAGCUCUUGGCUUUCGGCAGAAAAAUGCGAUACAGUUUGGAGCGUCACGCUUACAAAUGUCGCUCUUUGAUCUGGGUGCUUCUACUUCUGAGCCACGCGUGUGCGGCGGAGGCCGACAAACCGGACGACAACGACCUGGUGGUGACGACCCCGUACGGCAAGCUGCGUGGGAUCAAGAAGGAGUUGAACAACGACAUCCUGGGGCCCGUCGUGCAGUACCUGGGCGUCCCCUUUGCCGCCCCGCCCACAGGCGCGCGACGCUUCCAGCCGCCCGAGCCCUUGGCGCCGUGGUCGGAGAUCCGCAAUGCCACCCACUUUGCCCCGGUGUGCCCUCAGAACAUUGUGGACGGACGCCUUCCGGACGUGAUGCUGCCUGUGUGGUUCACCAACAGUAUCGACGUGGUGUCCGCCUACGUCCAAGACCAGAGCGAGGAUUGCCUCUACCUUAACAUCUAUGUUCCCACUGAAGAUGGUCCCAUUACAAAGAAACACUCUGAUGAUUUAGGUGAUAAUGACCGCGCAGCAGACGAAGACAUAAGGGAGAGUGGAAGCCCCAAGCCAGUGAUGGUUUUCAUCCACGGUGGAUCCUACAUGGAAGGAACUGGAAACCUGUUUGAUGGCAGCAUCCUGGCCAGCUAUGGAAAUGUCAUUGUCAUAACAGUCAACUACCGCUUGGGGGUCCUAGGAUUCCUGAGUACUGGUGACCAGGCAGCCAAAGGGAAUUAUGGCUUGUUGGACCAAAUCCAGGCUCUUCGGUGGACCAGUGAGAAUAUUGCAGCCUUUGGCGGGGAUCCAUUACGCAUUACUGUGUUUGGUUCAGGAGCCGGAGCCUCCUGUGUCAAUCUUCUCACGCUGUCUCACUACUCCGAGGGCAACCGCUGGAGCAACUCCACCAAAGGCCUGUUUCAGAGGGCCAUCACCCAGAGUGGCACAGCGCUCUCAAGUUGGGCUGUCAGCUUCCAGCCAGCCAAGUAUGCCAGAAUGCUGGCCCGCAAAGUCGGCUGCAACCUGGAGGACACGAUAGAACUUGUGGCGUGUCUUCAGAACAAACCUCACAAAGAGUUGGUCGAUCAAGACAUCCAGCCGGCUCGGUACCACAUUGCCUUUGGACCCGUCAUCGACGGCGACGUCAUCCCUGACGACCCUCAGAUACUCAUGGAGCAAGGUGAAUUCCUGAACUAUGAUAUUAUGCUCGGAGUGAACCAAGGGGAGGGUCUUAAAUUUGUGGAGCUGAUCGUGGACAAUGAAAACGGUGUUCAGGCCAAUGACUUUGACUAUGCCGUGUCUAGCUUUGUGGAUGAUCUCUAUGGCUAUCCUGAGGGUAAAGACAUACUCCGGGAGACCAUCAAGUUUAUGUACACCGAUUGGGCUGAUAGACACAACCCAGAGACACGCAGGAAGACACUGCUGGCCUUAUUCACAGAUCACCAGUGGGUGGCGCCUGCUGUGGCCACAGCUGACCUGCACUCAAGCUUUGGGUCACCCACGUACUUCUACGCUUUCUACCACCACUGUCAAACAGAACAGGUGCCACCAUGGGCAGACGCAUCUCAUGGAGAUGAGAUCCCAUAUGUCUUUGGUCUACCAAUGAUUGGACCCACCGAGUUGUUUCCCUGUAACUUCUCCAAGAACGACGUGAUGCUGAGUGCCGUGAUGAUGACGUAUUGGACAAACUUUGCCAAAACCGGGGACCCUAAUCAGCCUGUGCCACAGGACACCAAGUUCAUACACACAAAGCCCAACCGCUUUGAAGAAGUGGCAUGGACACGCUACAACCAGAAGGACCAGCUUUACCUGCACAUCGGCCUCAAACCUCGAGUCAAAGAGCACUAUCGCGCCAACAAGGUGAAUUUGUGGCUGGAGUUGGUUCCUCACCUGCACAGCCUUAAUGACGUCACCCAGCUCAUUCCCACCACCACGAAGAUUCCUCCAUCGGACACCGGCAACCGCACCCCCAAGCCAAAGGUGCCGGUGACCAAGAACCCCAGCCCGACCCCGUUUCCCACCGAGACCGAGGACAGCCAGAACCAACCCCACCUGGUGGACCACCGGGACUAUUCCACCGAGCUGUCGGUGACCAUCGCCGUGGGCGCGUCCCUGCUCUUCCUCAACAUCCUGGCCUUCGCCGCCCUGUACUACAAGAAGGACAAGCACCGCCACGACAUCCACAAGCGCUGCAGCCCCCAACGCAGCGCCGCCAACGACCUGGCGCACACCCAGGAGGAGGAGAUCAUGUCCCUCCAGAUGAAGCAGCGCUCCGACCUGGAGCAGGACUGCAGGCCGCUGGCCGACGCCCUGAAUCCCCACGACGUCUUGCUAAGGACUACCUGUCCCCCGGACUACACCUUGGCCAUGAGGCGGUCCCCGGACGACAUCCCUCUCAUGACGCCAAACACCAUCACCAUGAUCCCCAGCACCAUGGGACGACUCAGCGCGCUCCAGUCCUUCAGCGGCUUCCCCGGCGGAGGACAGAGCAAAACUCUGCCUCACCCUCACUCCACCACGCGGGUAUAGCCCCGGACACGCCCACUCGGACCUGCUUCGGAGCAGGCGGGAGACGUCACUUUUGUAAACCCACAAGUACAGCAGGAAGCGGUCAACACAUUUGGGAAAUAUUUGUCAGUCUUUUUACGGGACAGGACAGUAGGUGCGGAUUCUCUCGGACACCUUUUCAUUUCCAUCCAUCACGGCAUGUCCACGGACGCGAGGGGACUCUUUGUCUUUCUUCAGAAGACAGGAAAAAUCUUUGAAACACAAUAUGCACAAUGAGAACCUUAAGAGCAGUUUUUAGCUGAAGCGUGUUAGAAAAGGUCAUUCUGCACUUUGAGCGUCCACUUCUAGUCUUUCUAUUCUACUCAAGGACGCCAAGGCCGGGCAGUCCGGGGACCGACUGGCAACCGCCUCGGACGUCCGCGGAGACUCAAAAGGAUCAUUUUCGCCCUCCCUCCCUUUUUCAUCCUUUUGAUUUUGCUUCCUGGUCGGCUGGUGAGAAGGAGAAAAGACUCUCCAGCGGGGCUUUUGUGGUCUUAGGGAAGUAGCUGCUGGACAAAAUCUAGGACGCUUUGCACUCUCCAUGUUGGCACGUCAUCAAUUAGUUGUACUGGAUCAUUUUGAUAUGCUAAUCGUAUUCCACCACUUUGCGCACAUCGCUAACGACAUUUCCCUUUUGUCAACAUUUGAUACACCAGGCAUUGCUAGCGGCUUGUCUGAAAGUAGACCCACACCCUUUUUAUUCCAAGGUGGAGCACGCACUCAACACUUGAGCCAUUUUCUGAAGAACACUACGCCGUAAAGUGAUCUGUGGAUUUUACAGGAACAAAAAAAAAAAACUUCAUUUUUUCCGUUAAAUUUAGUGAAGUACAAGUGGUUCGGUUUUUCCAUUUACAGUAAUCGACUGUAAAAAAAAUCUGCAGGGUUUACAGCAAUAUUAGAGGGAAAAUGUUUUUUUACAAUGCAUGACUGUAAAGGGAAAAACAGUUCCACAAUCAUUUUUACCGGAAUUUUUUAGUAAAAAUAAUGUAUUGCUCAGAAAAGUUCAUUAUGUCUUCUUAGACAUAUACUUUUUCAAAUGUUCUUGUAAUCAGACCAUAUUUUCGGUAUAUUAGAUGGAUUUUUUUACCUAGGUAAAA